AUGAAGAAUAAUAAGGGGGAGGAUGCUAAGGAGAGGGUAGAAUCAGGAGGGGGUGGUAGGUUGGACUUCUGGCUGAAAGAAAGCAUCAAAGACGUCAAAUUUUCUGACGAAUACGUCAUCGACAGGGAGUUAGGCAGAGGAGCCACGUCCAUAGUUUACAGAUGCAGGUGCAGGCGAACUAGCAAGGAGUGGGCGGUGAAGAUGAUCAACAAGAAGGUCGAGAGAAGGAUUGUGGCCACUGAAAUCGGUGUCCUACUCAAACUGAAUCAUCCUAAUAUCUUCAACUUCCAGUUUGAUUCAAAAACUUCACCCGAAGAUAAUGUUGAAUGUGUUGGAAUCAAAUGUCAGAUUCGUCUGAAGGAGGUUUACGAGAGCACUGCAGUCAUCCACAUGAUUCUCGAGCUGGUCACCGGGGGAGAGCUGUUCGAUAGAAUCGUCUCGUGUGGCUUCUACAGUGAGAAGGAGGCUAUCAAGUGCGUCAGUCAAAUGCUGGAGGCUGUUCAGUAUCUCCAUAAUAACGACAUCAUCCAUAGAGACCUCAAACCGGAAAACCUCCUCUAUGAAGAUGAGUCUGAUGAUGCUAAGCUAAAAAUAGCUGACUUCGGCCUAUCGAAGAUAACGGAGCAUAACAUUCAAAUGCAGACGAUAUGUGGCACGCCUGGCUAUUGUGCACCGGAAGUACUGAAGGGACAUCGAUAUGACUCGUCCGUGGACCUCUGGAGCAUCGGCGUCAUCACGUACAUACUUUUGUGCGGGUAUGAACCCUUCUACGGCAACACAGAGAAUGAAACUUUCAAAAAAAUUCUACUCUGCCAGUACGUCUUUGAUUCGCCAUGGUGGGAUGACGUCACGGAUGUUGCCAAGGACUUUGUGUCUAGACUCUUAUUAGCAAAUCCCAGCGAACGUAUGACUACCAGCCAAGCACUGCAACAUCCAUGGCUCACUGGCAAGGACAAGGUGACGUUCAAAGAGCACCUGCCAAAUGUCAAGGACAAACUGAAGGACUUCAACGCAAAAAGAAAACUCAAAGCUGCCACCGAUGUACUGAUGGCCCUGAAGUUCCGCCAUCCUCAUCCCCCAAACGAUGACGUCAUUCCUAGUGAUGUGCACGGAGAAGAUAAAUGUGUUAUUAGUCCUGCUGAAAAAGAGGACAAAGAUCAAAAUGAAGAUGCUGGUGACGGUGAUAAAAUUGAUGGAGCUACUGGGGAUAAAAACGCAGAAAGUUGUAACGGGGAUGAAGAAGAAGAUGGUGGGGAUGUUGAUGAUGGGGGAGGUUGUUGUUGUGCGAGUACCUCCAAUCAACAACCGAGAGCAACAUCCCCGUUCUCAGCUGCUGCCAAAUGUUCUUCGAAAUAAACUUUUUAAAUAUUUUCUGUUGAUAGUUUAGUUACUUUUGUGUUGUUCAUUAAAUGUUUUAUCAGGUGCGCGGUUGAAACGUACAGUGUUGGACGAAAUCAUUUCAUUUUAAUUUCAAAAAUAUCAAUUUCAUGGCUAAAGAUGGUUGUUGAAUAGGAGGAAAACUAAGCUACACAGUUGCACUGUGUCACAUCACACGUCUUUCUUCAAUUCCAAAUAUUCAAUUCAUAACUACGAUAUAUUUUUUGAGAUUUCUUACAAAGUAAAUGUCAUUUGACUAUUAAUAAACUUAAAAACAAUUAUACUUUUUCAACUUCAAUUACAAAUACUAUUUAAAAAGUUUUAACCGCA
Messenger RNA from Helobdella robusta, 1707 nucleotides. RefSeq lists its product as hypothetical. Gene Ontology annotation, molecular function: calmodulin binding; ATP binding; calcium/calmodulin-dependent protein kinase activity. NCBI's taxonomy places the organism in Eukaryota, Metazoa, Annelida, Clitellata, Rhynchobdellida, Glossiphoniidae. The coding region runs from base 1 to 1356 and encodes 451 amino acids. The record is from RefSeq and is a predicted model, not a curated record. Gene Ontology annotation, biological process: protein phosphorylation. The transcript is spliced from 12 exons.